Drosophila erecta is the source of this 3002-nucleotide messenger RNA. RefSeq lists its product as uncharacterized. Gene Ontology annotation, cellular component: extracellular region. The transcript has 5 exons. Bases 1 to 2931 code for a protein of 976 amino acids. Gene Ontology annotation, molecular function: chitin binding. Lineage: Eukaryota; Metazoa; Arthropoda; Insecta; Diptera; Drosophilidae. The record is from RefSeq and is a predicted model, not a curated record.
AUGGAGUUGCAACUAGGUCGGAAGUAUUACAAAGUGUUUUGUAUUUUGGCAUGGAUAUACCUGAUGCAUCCUUCGUUUGGAUCCAUUAUCAAGGACUCUGUUAAAUGUACCGAGGGCUCAGUAGCUGCGGACACGGAUGACUGUGCCAGUUACUUUCAGUGUAUCGACGAUGAAACUGUACACUUAAAUUGUGCCAAUGGAAGUUAUUUUGAAGCGAAUAAUGAAAUCUGCGUGGUGGAUGAGUUUGGUGUGUGCCCUACAUCACGCAGAUUAUGUUUCGAUGGAGAUAUUUUUGGGGAUGAGAAUGAUUGCAUUUCCUACGUUAAGUGUAUUCACGGAGAUCUGGUAAAACAAAAGUGUCCUGCCGGGAGUUACUUUAAUGUAAUAUCUAAAAACUGCCGGCUGUCCCGAACUGGAUUCUGUGCAUCUCAAAAAGAGAUAUGUUUGGAGGGAGAACUGCAAGUGGACUCCGAAGACUGUGCCGGCUACAUGGAGUGCUUGAAUGGUGACCUUGUGAAGAAGAAGUGUCCCAUUGGUAGCUACUUUGAGCCCAUAUUCAAACUCUGCCAGGUGGAUGAAAAUGGUGUGUGUUCGUCCUCUUCAAACGAAUGUACAGAUGAAGAAGUUCAGGUGGAUCCAACUAACUGCGCUGGGUAUUUCAAUUGCGAAAAUGGAAAACUAGAAACUAAAACUUGUCCCAGUGGCACAUACUUUGAGCCCACAUAUAAAACUUGCAUUGUCGACUUAAAAGGAGUGUGUGUGGAGCCACCAGCUAAAUGCACCGAAGGAGACCUUGUUAUAGAUCCUAAUAACUGUGCCGGAUAUCUGAAAUGCAUCGAUGAAGAGUUCGUGGAGGAGAAGUGUCCAGCUGGUACCUACUACGAUUCCAAGCUGGAGACGUGUACAGUGGACACUGAGGGCGUUUGUGUUACAAUCAGAAAACUUUGUGCCGAAGGACUGCGCGAAAAGGAUCCCAAGGAUUGCGCUGCGUACACACAAUGCAUUCGAGGUGCGGUCGAAAUUCUGAGGUGUGAUUCUGGCAGAUAUUUCAAUGCGACCCAAGCAGAGUGCCUCAUUGAUGUGGAUGAAGUCUGCGUUAAGUCAACAUCAGGGGAUGAAAAUGUCGGCAAUGAAGAAUAUAAUCACUAUAAUGAAAGUACUACUACCAACUCAGAUCAGAAAACAGAGAGCACUGAUGCAGAUUUUCAAUCUACUGAUUCUUCUCUGCUAGAGCUUACAUCCCAAAACGCCUGUAUCUUUGACUUGAAUGGAGAUUGUGUUGACCAAUCCACAAGGUGCACAGAAGGAAAGAAGCAACGAGAUAUCAACAACUGCGCAGGAUACCUGAAAUGCAUCGAAGGAGUAUUUGUGAAGGAGGAGUGCCCCGAUAGGACCUACUAUGAUUACAAUUCGGAUGAGUGCCUCAUUGAUAAUUACAAUUGUGUUGACCAAUCCACAAGGUGCACAGAAGGAAAGAAGCAACGAGAUAUCAACAACUGCGCAGGAUACCUGAAAUGCAUCGAAGGAGUAUUUGUGAAGGAGGAGUGUCCCGAUAGGACCUACUAUGAUUACAAUUUGGAUGAGUGCCUCAUUGAUGUGGAUAAAGUGUGCGUUAAGUCAAGAGUGGAAUAUGAAAAAGAUUUGUUAAAACUUCAGUAUUCCGAGAGUACUAGUGGUGAUUUGCAGGAAAGUACGAAUACGGAUAGUACAGUUGCGGAUUUUAGUACAGAUAGUUCAAUUGCUGAUUUCAAUCGAUAUACGGAUCCAUAUACGGCAAGUACUAAGACUGAUGUUCCUCUUAGCACGGAGAGUUCUACUUCCGGUUCGCAAACAACUAGAGCAGAUCUGCAGUUCACCACCUUGGAUAGAGACUUCAAUCUGGAAAACAGUACCGUCACUUGUGUCUAUAACAAUACAUUGGUAAUCGAAGGAAUUCGAGAGGUAGAUCCCCAGGAUUGCGCUGGAUACAUAGAAUGCUUUGGAGGUGAGGCUAAGAAGCUUAAGUGUGAUUCUGGCAGAUACUUUAAUGUUACCCAAAGAGAGUGCUCCAUUGAUGUGGAUGAAGUCUGUUUAAAGUUAGAUAUGACAACUACUGAGUCUACUCCAAAUUUUACCACUACUAUCGACCCGUAUGCCAAAUGCAGUGAUGGUCAGCGUAAGUUAGAUCCCAAUAACUGUGCAGGAUUCCUGAAGUGUGUCGAUGGAGAACUGCAUGAGGAAACGUGUCCCAGUGGCUUCUUUUAUAAUUCCACAUCGAAAAACUGUUUGGUUGAUAUUCGUGCUACUUGUGUCACUAAUAUCAAAUUUUGCAUAGAAGGAGUCCGCGAAGAGGAUCCCAAUAAUUGCGCUGGUUACAGACAAUGCAUUAGUGGUGUGGUCCAAAAUCUGAGAUGUCCCUUUGGACAAUACUUUAAUGUGGCGGAACGAGAUUGUCUCAAUGAUGUGCAUCAAGCAUGUGCAAGGACGGAAGUGGAUCCCAACCCAGAUAAGGUGCUACACAAUGACACUGGUCCUCCUCUGACCAUACCCGAUGAGUCCUGCAUCUUGGACAUCAAUGGGGCUUGUGUUGAUCCUCUUGCAAAAUGCACAGAAGGACAGGUUAAGUUAGAUCCUAAUAAUUGCGCAGGAUACCUCAAAUGUAAAAAUGGUGAACUCAUUGAGGAACUUUGCCCAAGUGGCUUCUACUACGAUCUGCAAUUAAUGGUUUGCUUGGUAGAUAGAAGAGGCAUUUGCGUCACAAAUAUACAAGUUUGCGAUGAAGGAGCAAUUGAAGAGGAUCCCUACGACUGUGCUGGAUACAGGCAAUGCAUUGGAGGUCAGGUCGCAAAACUUAAAUGUCCGUUUGGCAGUUAUUUUAAUUUGUUCGUGAGAGAUUGCCUUAUUGACGUGGAUGAAAUCUGCGUAAGGAAAGAAUACAAUUAUGUCGAGUAAUAAUGUGCAAUUGAUUAGUUCUGCAAGUAUUUCUAUAUGAUAAGAUAAAAAUAUAUAAAUCUAAAAAAGAA